This is a messenger RNA of Lecanosticta acicola, 1164 nucleotides long. NCBI's taxonomy places the organism in Eukaryota, Fungi, Ascomycota, Dothideomycetes, Mycosphaerellales, Mycosphaerellaceae. The record is from the annotation of a GenBank genome assembly.
AUGGCUCUUCAAGAAGUCACCAGCGCCUUCAUCAGGCGCCUCCGAUCCUCUCCUCGGCCCGCAUGUCCGGCAUGGACACCGUCAUGUCGUCCGUACGCGUCGGCAGUCGAGCCAGAAACACAUGAACUCGAGGUCUCUUCACACGAAUCUACCGCUGCUGAAGCUGCAUUGGAGAAGGUGUCUCAAUAUGAUCCGUCCAAGCACCCCAGCAGACGCAGCAAGAAUCUACCCCCUAGCAGGUGGGUUGCACUACAAUGGCUGAAGGUGGAACGCGUUCACUGACAAGACGGAAAGAUAUCAAUUCCGUCCUCCCAGAUACUACCGCGGCCCUCUCCAUCCCCAUCAGCCACCCAAAGAAUCCGAUAUAGCUUCGAGAGAGUUCUUCGCCGGUCCCUUCUCGCUGCCGCGGCUCGAACAGACCUACCAAACAACUUUUGCGCCAGAUCUGAUGACCCUUUUCUAUCAGCACUUCCCACCGGGUUACGAAGCACCAAAAAAGGGCGAGCGUUUGCGACAAUGGGUCGGAGACUCUCCAUACUUUAAGAACAGACCUUUGCGAGGUCCAAGGGGUGGAGAUGUUCUACUACCACUCCGAAAGCCAAUUACCCACAAGAACAUACCCAAGCUGGAGGGAGUAACUGUGCACACCAUGGUCAAAGGCGCCAUUGAAGACAGCGCUCACAUUCACGUGGCGGGGAUGAUAUUGCAAGCCAUCACCAGCAUUCGCGCAACCACGCACGCGACAAAAAAGAGCGUUGCAGGGUUUGGCUUCAGACAAGGACAAUAUCUAAGUGCGACCUGCGAGCUGCGAGGAGAGAACAUGUAUCACUUCCUCAGCAAGCUCAUAGACGUUGUUCUACCCAAGAUCAAGGACUGGAGAGGAGUUAAGGGCACGUCUGGUGAUAGCGCCGGCAAUAUCGCAUUUGGUCUGCAAGGAGACCAGGUCGCUCUUUUUCCCGAAGUGGAGGUCAAUUAUGACUCGUGAGUUUUUUCCCCAGGAACGCUGAUGGCAUUGCAACAAGAACCCUAACAACGAGCAGGUAUCCACCCAAGAUGAUACCGGGUAUGCACAUCAUCAUAAAGACUUCUGCCAAGACAGAUUACGAUGCGAGAAUGCUUCUCCAGAGCAUUGGCAUUCCAUUCUACGGCAAGAUGGUCGACUAA